AUGUCUGACUGCGGCGGCCUGCUGUCGCGGUUUCUCGCCGCACCCCCCGGGCUGCGGGACCCGACGGCCGACACCCUGCCCCCUGCCCGGCUGCCGGCGUCGGUCCUGCUGGCCGGGCCCCCGGCGUCCGGCCGGACAACCAUGCUUCUCAACUUCACUAUGCACUUUCUGGCCGAGCGCCCGGACGCCGUGGCCGUCUGGCUGGCCGACGCGCCGGGAGCCCUGCUUGGCCUGGCCGCCGCGUCAGUCCUGCAUCCGACUGAGACACCCUCCCCCGCGGCGGCCGACCGCCUUCGGCGGCUGGACAUCCGAUACUUCCCCCGGCCGCUGGACCUGAUGCGAUACCUGGCCCUGGCGGCCUAUGGCCCCGGGGGAACGUGGCCAACCGGGCCCUUCCUGCUGGUGCUGGACGCCGGGCUCCGGCGCGACGAGUGCCCGACCUCCUCGCAAUGCCUGUCACUGGCGCUGCAAGCUCUGGAGCCUCUGCAGGCCGGCGCCGGGGGCGGCCCGCUGGUCGGGCUGCUGGUAUGCCUCGAGGCGGCUGCCCCGCACCCGGCCACCGGGUCGCGCGGAGGCAUGUUCGAGGCGGCCUUCGACGCGUGCCUGGAUGUGGGCGUCCCCUCCGUCGACACCGAUGACAGCCAGCCCCCGAACGAGCCGCCGGGGGGAUUCUCCCUGUCGCUGACACUUGGCGACGCCUUUGCCUGUCGGACCUUUGACAUUGCCCCGGAUCGCAUCGUGCCCGGGCCCGAACAGUAA
Messenger RNA from Fonticula alba, 759 nucleotides. RefSeq lists its product as hypothetical. The record is from RefSeq and is a predicted model, not a curated record. NCBI's taxonomy places the organism in Eukaryota, Rotosphaerida, Fonticulaceae. The transcript is spliced from 5 exons. Bases 1 to 759 code for a protein of 252 amino acids.